CUGCGCGAUGCGAACGAUUCCGCGGCCGCGGAAUUAUCAUUGAAUUGUCUUAAUUACAUAUAUGUAUUCGAAUUUUUAAAUAUCGUCUUAAUGUCAAGUGACGAUGAGCGCGACGUAGCGGGCGUCGCGACGCGAAAAUCACUAAGCCGGAAGUCAGCGCCCGUUCUGGCGAGAGACAUAUGCCUAAGACAGGACGUGCGCGACGACGUUGUGCGACAUACCAAAACAUGAAUUCGCCCCGCGGUCGAGACUGAUAUUCCGACUAUCCGUCGUCGUCGGUUCUCACUCCGUCCCGUUCGUCUCGUCGCACGAGGAAGCGGAAGCGAGACCGAGAGCGCGGCGCCCGGGGACGCGGGCCGACGGCUCCGUCGCCGUUCGUCGUCGCCGAAUCGUGAGAAGGCACGUACGGGAUUACUGCACGUAGCGUACGCACGCAGGCUAAGCGAGGGGAAAGUGUGCGUUGUGGAGUCGCGUCGCAUCGCACUCGCGCCGUGUCUUUCGCCGUGAUUUUUCCCAAUCGGAUGCACCUGCCAUGAUAGCUACCGCGAACGCGUCUCCGCCGCGACACGAGUGGCACGUUGCUGUGCUGUUCUAGGUUUUAGAAGCUCCGACCGACCGCAAAAUGCGAGAGGUCCGUUCUCGGGAGAGCAUCAUCGCGUGAAAGUCAGUGUCACAGAAUGGUGGUGGACUGCUUGUCGAUUCAGGCCUCAGCAACUGCAGUAAGAAAGCAGGAGCGAAGGUUGGGUGGCACGGUUAGCACAAAGAUGCAACCAAACAGUGGUGGAGGAUGUGGAAUGACACCCAAAGAACUCUCCGACAAUGACGACUUGGCCACGUCCCUCGUAUUAGAUCCUUACCUAGGCUUUACUACACAUAAAAUGAAUAUUAGAUACAGACCGUUAAAGGCAAAUAAGGAUGAACUGCGAAAAAUUAUCUGUGAAUUUAUUCAAACUCAAAAUUAUGAAAAAGCAUACAAAAAAUUGAUGGGUGGAGAUUGGGGCGCGCGGCUUCCCCAUACUAAAUCUAAACAACAACAAAUCAAUUUGGAAAAUCACAUCAAACGAUACUUGCGAGUUUUCGAUAAGGAUUCUGGAUUUGCGAUAGAACCAUGCUACAGAUACAGUUUGGAGGGACAAAAGGGUGCUAAGAUAUGUGCCACCCGAAAAUGGAUGAAACACGAGAAAAUUUCCUGCCUCGUCGGUUGCAUAGCGGAGCUUAGUGAAAAGGAAGAAGCUGCGUUAUUGCAUCCUGGGAAAAAUGACUUCUCUGUGAUGUUUAGUUGUCGAAAGAACUGCGCCCAAUUGUGGUUAGGACCUGCUGCAUAUAUAAAUCAUGACUGUAGAGCGAAUUGCAAGUUUGUGGCGACGGGAAGAGACACAGCAUGUGUCAAAGUGUUACGCGACAUCGAAGUAGGCGAAGAAAUCACAUGCUUCUACGGAGAGGAUUUCUUUGGUGAUGGGAAUUGUUACUGCGAGUGUGAAACUUGUGAAAGGCGAGGAACUGGCGCAUUUGCGAGUCAAAAGCCGGGCGAGGAAAUGUCAUCUGGUAUUUCAAACGCGAAAUUUGGAGCAACAAAUUAUGAGUCAAGAUUUAUCGUUAAUUAUUUUUUAGGAUAUCGUUUGAGGGAAACGGAUAAUCGAAUCAAUCGAACAAAACAUCGACAGCAGCCGUUGAACAGAAACAAGCAGCAAGCCGACACUGCUCUCACCGAGCGGAACGCAGUUCUCGUCGGAAACGCAGCGGUUGCGCCGCAAUCUCUUAGCAUGAAGGAGCUGCGUCGCAAAGGGCUCACCAAGUACGACGCCGAGCUACUGAUCGCCCAGGGUUGCCGCUUCUCGGAUAUCAAUCAGCAGCAGCCGGCGAUCAAUAAUGGCGAGAACGUGUUGCAGACACGACCGCAUCCCUCCGCGAUCACCACCUCCGUCACUAGAAAUUUGCGGAAUAAGCAGAUGUGUAAAUUCGACGGCAAUAUCGGCGACGGAGGCACCAUCAAGAAUACUCAGUCGCUCAGAUCAUCUAGGCUUUACAAGAGAACGGAAUCAAAGAAAGGAAAGAUCGGUGUGAAAUCCGCGUCACCUUGUCCUAUCGUAAAGGACACGGAAAUGAUGGAUAUCAGUCAUCGAAAAGAGGAUUCCGACAGAGUGCCGGUGCACGAAGAAAGCCUGUACUCGCGAUUGCAGAAGCAUCAUUCGUCGCUGGCGUCGCAGGUGAAUCGCGGUUUUUGUGGAUCGCAACGGCCUGCUGUGACGGAAGAGUCCUCGAUGGAAAACAGCUGUCCGCUGCGGUUGAUGGAAGUGGACGAUAUCAGCGAGUCGAACAAUAAUGGUGAUUCGGCGGAAGAGGAACGGGGAAUACCGGAUCUCACCGCGGAAGUCGAACUUAAAGCAGUAGAUAACGUUAAUUCUUCCAAUUACAAAAAAGGACAUUAUAGUACAAAUGCCUGUGAUUCAAUCCGAUUAAGUUCCACAUCUCAAGUCCACAUACAACGCUUACAUACCGCAGAAUCGAUUUCCAAGGACAUUUGUCGAUCGAGAGACUAUCAUCAUUCUUCGUCGCCCAUGCGAAAUAAGGAAAACGAGAAUGAUCCCUGCGAUACGGUCGAGCAGGCGAAUUGUGUUAACAAACGUUCCAAGUCUAACGGCAAACGUUUCACGUCGAUGGACGAGCGAGAUGAUCGCAAAGAGCCAGACGAGGACUCGUCUGGCGAGUUUGAGGACGACGAUUCGCCCUCGCUGAUCGAAGAGAAGAAAGAUUUGCGGCAGGCUGAUUACCGAGAGGAUGACGCCUCGCACGAGACGAGCUCUCGGUCGGACGACGAAUAUUGCGACAUAAACUCGGCAAAUGUAAUGACGAUGGAAAAGUAUGACGAGGAGAAAGAAGUGGAGAGUGAAGGCUGCGAGAAUUCGAUUGCGGCCGAUGCGACGACAAAUCGCCUGGACAGUGUCGAAUAUUGUGAUUUAAACUCCGAAGGAGUAGUAGAGACAAAAAUUAGUACCGAGGAUGUUCUAGAGUGGCAUAAUAGCAUGGUUGCGCAUCGGGAAGAAGAGGAGGAGAGCGUCGUGAUGAAAAGUGAUACGUUUGUCGCAAACGUCAGGUUCGACGCCAAAUCUGAAGUUUCCGCGUUACACGCGAUGGAGAUGGACUCCAGAGUAGACGUUACCGAGGAAAGUGGUGUGGCGAACUUUCAUAAUAUACAGACUGCGAAUUACAAUAGCGAUUUAACCGGCCAUAGAAAUGUAGAAGACGGUCACGAUCACGCGUUGAUGAAGAAAUCGUCCAGACGGAAAGAUCAUGCACUGGAUGCGUCUUCGAAGUCGUCUCGCAAGUCGCAGAAGAGACUUUCGAGCGGUAAAUCCAAGUCCAAAUACGGGAUAUUGACGGAGGGCGAUGAGAAUGACAGCGGGGGUACGAAGAGUCAUAAAACGGGAAAGAGUAAAAAUAAAUCGACCAGAAGUCAGAGGAGAGACCGGCAGAGAUCGGCGACGGCCGAUAUAGGAGAGGCCGACGACGAUUCGGGCAUCCAGGGCGAUAUCUAUGAGUUUAACGAGAAGGAGAGCAACUUGGAGGACAUUGGCAUACUGUCCAUAAUAAGACGCGGCAAGCACGAAUCUCGUAACGCGUCGUCGUCCGUUACUGCGUCGCCGGUGCAGGAAAUGCAGUGCAAUGACGAGUACAAUAAAGCCGAGCCACCGGUACUGAUUCGGGAGGAACCGUGGCCUCCGGCCGAUCCGGGGACUCAGAACGAACACAGCACGGACUCCAGUAGCGGUGUUCAAUCGGCAGAGAACUGUGACGAGAGUUUGCAAAGAUUAACAGCCUAUGAUAAUAGUGGCAGCACACGAAAGUCCAGCUCGACCCCAUCCGAGUGCCAAUGGCAAACGAGCAAUUCGAGCGAUUGUCGCGUUUGCCCCGUCACGCCGGAGAGGACCGGCCGAUUGAAGCUGACGCUGCGCAUGAAGCGGUCGCCGGUGCUCGAGGACAUUGCCGAAUCCGGCACAAGCGGACUGAGCGAAGACAGUUACGAGCCGGAGUACGAGGUGCUGCGCGUCGAAGGCUUGGAGAGGCGCAAACGCCGGAAGAAGCACAAGAGUAGAGAUCGCGAGAGACGGCAUAAGAAAUCGCGCGAGCUGAACCUCGAUCCGCCACCGCCGCCCAUGAAGAGAUUACGCUUGAUUCUCGGCAACGAGACACGCACUAUCGAUCUAACGCACUCUUAACAGCUAUAAUUCCUCGUUUUUCCAGACCUCCUUCGACAUCCCCUCCCUCCAUUCCCGUCAUGAUGCGCGUGUUAAUAUCAAUUUUUCAUUACGACAGACUAUCUUUUUAAAUAUAAUUAAUCUUUAGAGGGCGGCAAGGAUGUUUUUA
This is a messenger RNA of Linepithema humile (Argentine ant), 4365 nucleotides long. RefSeq names its product Histone methyltransferase 4-20 (gene Hmt4-20). Gene Ontology annotation, molecular function: protein binding; histone H4K20 methyltransferase activity. The record is from RefSeq and is a predicted model, not a curated record. Lineage: Eukaryota; Metazoa; Arthropoda; Insecta; Hymenoptera; Formicidae. Gene Ontology annotation, cellular component: nucleus.